CACACUCGCCAUGCCCCCCGCCGCCUCAGAAACCGCUUCUCUUAAGCGUAUGAGGGAAGGCUCCCUCGAGCCCGUUCACGUCGAAGAGGCAUCUUCUGCCUUGUCUGCAAAGAAGAAUCGCGUGGCAUCCUCAACUUCCGGCUCGGCUGAGAACUCGGCAGAGCAAAUCCAGGAGGAAGACAAUGAAGACAAGGACUCGGACAGGUCGGGCGAUGAGAAGAAUGUCGGAGAGGUCAGGAAGAAAGUAGAGAAGCUGAGUCACGAAGAAAAGAUCAAGGCUUCCGAAUCCCCUAGCCCCGAACACCAGGACUCGGCAGUGCCGAUCGAGGAGGAGGAGAAGGCAGCGGGAGGUGAGGUUGAUGGGUCCAAGGGUGAGGGGUUGAAGCGAAAGGCCCUGGAUCGGAAUGAAACAUCAUUCCCACAGGUUCAAGAUGAUGUUUCCUCCAAGCGACAAAAGGAUACGCCUUCUCCCACGGAAGACAAACCGGCGCCGCCCAAGAAACAGCCCACCUUUGCUUCCUUUGCCUCUUCCUCUUCCCCGUUCGCCUCCACUACCAAGACUGCCUCACCUGCACCAGAGCUCGAGGGCGCCACACCUUCUGCCGUUGAGGACAGCGUCGCCGUUGCCCAGAAAAAGCCGGCUACUUUCGGCGAUUUCGCCAACAAAUCGCCAUUUGGCUCAGCCAAACCUACGCCGUCUGCUACUCCCAAAUCCGAGACUUCUCAAUCAACAUCUGAUCCUGCCGUUGAACCUCCCAAGAAGCCUCAAAGCACUUUCUCCUCGUUCUCCGCAUCCUCCUCCCCCUUCGGCGCCAAACCGAAGCAGCCGUCUGCCUUCUCGGCUCCGCUUUCCAAAACCAGCGCCUUUGGCAACUAUUCCACUACUGCCUCUGCUUUCGGAGGCGGCAACAAGGCAGACCACGAAAAGGUCUCGGAAGAAGGAAAGAAGAACUUUGGUGAGAUUCUUAAAGACACCACGGAGGAUCUGGGUUUGGCCAAGGAAAAGGUCAACAUGCAAGAGCAAGAUGUCACGACCGGAGAGGAAGAUGAAGAUACCGUCUUCCAAGUCCGGGCCAAGUUGUUUGUCAACGAAAAAGGGUGGAAGGAGCGCGGGAUCGGACUUUUGAGAGUGAAUGUGAGGAGAAAUGACGGCAGCGGCGCGCGACUAGGUACUUUUUCCCGCCAAAGUCACCAGAGAUUAUGCUGACUGUACAGUGAUGCGGGCGGACGGUGUCUUGAGGUUGCUGUUGAAUUCCAAGCUUUACAAAGGCCUGAAUCCUACGGUCGAGGGCAAGACGGUGCUCAUGACUUUGCCAAACGUUGGCGAGAACAAGAUGGCCAUCAUCUGUCUUCGUCUGUCCAACGCCAAGUCGGCGGAAGACCUCGCCGACCACAUCCACGAGCAUAUUCCUCUCGACAACCCCUCUCCAUCCAAAUCACCACAACCCGAAGUCUAAAUACUUUGUCCAGACGGCGUAGAUCUAUUUGAUGACCAUAAUAUGCACGGGUAGAGAGGCUCGGAGCUAUACGACUUUUGAUCUGUGUCUUUGCAUACUUUCUGAUGUAUUAGCGUACUAUUAACGUCUGGUUCAAUGGUGGCGCGUCUUGCAAGCUCAUCUGCAGGAGAUAUACAAAGCUGAUACUAUUACACUUCAAAGCACUAU
Messenger RNA from Cryptococcus amylolentus CBS 6039, 1664 nucleotides. RefSeq lists its product as hypothetical. NCBI's taxonomy places the organism in Eukaryota, Fungi, Basidiomycota, Tremellomycetes, Tremellales, Cryptococcaceae. The transcript has 6 exons. The coding region runs from base 11 to 1207 and encodes 398 amino acids. Gene Ontology annotation, biological process: intracellular transport. The record is from RefSeq and is a predicted model, not a curated record. Gene Ontology annotation, molecular function: GTPase activator activity. Gene Ontology annotation, cellular component: nuclear pore; cytoplasm.